Messenger RNA from Cavenderia fasciculata, 2670 nucleotides. RefSeq lists its product as uncharacterized. The coding region runs from base 1 to 2670 and encodes 889 amino acids. The record is from RefSeq and is a predicted model, not a curated record. The transcript is spliced from 8 exons. NCBI's taxonomy places the organism in Eukaryota, Evosea, Eumycetozoa, Acytosteliales, Cavenderiaceae.
AUGGAUUCAAAGAUUCUAUCUAUGAACCAUUCUGAUAUUGUCAUGUUAGUUCAAAUACUUUUAUCAAAAGUUGCAAAGUUUCAAAUCACUGACCAAGAUAAAACAAAAAGAUUAUAUGGGUUGUCAACUGAAGUUUAUCCAAACUUAGAAGAAGAAGGUUCACUGGAUAUUCCUACAAAAUUUAUUAGAGAUGUACAUUGCCAACUUAAAUUAUGCAUUGAAGUUGGAUAUCCAAUUAUGGGUUCUAAAAUUCAAAACUCAAAUACAUUCCAAGGAGGGUAUGACGAUAUCCUUAAGAAAACAAUGGUGCAACAUUGUGAAGAUAAACCUCAAUCUAUGAAGGAUAAAAUUGACCAAAAGUUAGGUGCAAGAUUUGAAGUAAGAGUCCCAUAUAAACCAAUACUUACAACAAAUGAAAAUGGUAAAAGAGUAAUGCUAUUGGAAUAUUUAGAAUUGGUCAAACACAUUAUUCCUCAAUUUUCUAUUGAAUACGACGAAGACGAUCCACAUUUAGAGCUUCAGCCAUUGAAAUUUAAAUCCGUGAAUACUACAGAAUAUGGAAAAUUCAGACACAACUUGACUUUAACAUACUACAAGCAAAUACUUGACCAUUUAAUAUUAUUGCAUGACAGUGUUAUUAUUUUACAAAAGAUGGGAAUUGAAAACAAUUUUUUAACACAGCAACCAAUUCAAAGUAUAUUUGUAAAUAUUUAUAUAUUUAUAAAAUUAUUGAAUGGUGUUUUUAGAAGAUUAGACUUUGAUGAUGAUAAAUUCCUUUCAAAAACAGUGGAAAAAUUUUGUAAUAGAGAUCAUGGUUUUUAUUGUUUUAAUAGGUCUAUGUUUUCAAAACCAUUUUAUGGAGAAGAUUUGCAUCUAUCCAUUGGUAAAGUAAAUUUAUCUCACUUAUACAAGAAGAUUUUUCUUCAUAUCGAUCCACAGGAUGAUAAAGAAUCAAUGUUGGAACUUAAGGAAUGGAUGAAAAGAUUUUACAAAGUUACUUUAAAGAAAAUGGAUUUAUAUAGUAGCUAUAAGAUCGACUUCAAUCCUAGAAAUUCAAAGACAAGAGUUCAAUUAAUCAACAACUACAACUAUCCCUUAAAUUAUUUAUCAUUUGAAACUAUCUUAAGUAAUACUUUUGAAAUGAGAAAAUAUCAUAGGUGGCAACUAGAACAACAAAACUAUAGAAAAAUGGAAAGAAAAAAUGUAUCAAAUACCAAAUCGAACAAUAAUAAUUAUAAUUUAAAUAACAAUACCUAUAAUAAUUCAAGUAAAAAGAAUAAUAAUAAUAAUAAUAAUAAUAAUAAUAAUAAUAAUAAUAAUAAUAAUAAUAAUAAUAAUAAUAAUAAUAAUAAUAAUAAUAAUUAUAAUAACCCUUUAAUCAACCAUAACGAUCGAUUUAGUGAUUCGAACAAUUUCAUUAAUGAAAUCCAUGAAACAAACAAUACCAAUAAUAAUAACAAUUCAAGUAAUAAUAAUAACGAUUCCAACCACAAUACUGACGAAAAUACUCAAACUUUGUUUGAUAAAAUUGGUCAUGUAAGAAUUUUAUAUGAUUCCCUACAUAGAAUCUAUAAAAAAGAUUAUCAAAUUGAAGAAAGCGAACAAUUUUUAAUUCAUUUAUUAAUUGCUUCAAUGGUGAAAGAUUUUGUAAUAGCUUUGAUGUCAUCUAAAAGUUUUAAACCAAUAUUGGAUGAUUGUUUGCAUAUCUUUGACAGAUCAUUUUAUAAUAGUUUCAUUGAACCUGGAUAUAUGCAAAAAGACCAAGAUUUACGCAAAAUGAGUGCUGAUGAUGCGUUUUCAAAAUAUUACUAUAUUGGAAAAUCGAAAGUGAAUAACUAUGUGUUCAAAUGGAUAGAGAUGUUUGGAGAAUCAAAAUAUAAGAGAAUAGUACUUUUAAGUAAUUAUUUUAGUGAAAGUGGUAUAAAUAAUAGUGAUCCCAAUAAUAAUAAUAAUAAUAAUAAUAAUAAUAAUAAUAAUAAUAAUAAUAAUAAUAAUAAUAAUAAUAAUAAUAAUAAUAAUAAUAAUAAUAAUAAUAAUAAUAAUAAUAAUAAUAAUAAUAAUAAUAAUAAUAAUAAUAAUAAUAAUAAUAAUAAUAAUAAUAAUAAUAAUAAUAAGAAUUAUAAUAACCCUUUAAUCAACCCUAACGAUCGACUAAGUUAUUCGAACAAUUUCAUUAAUGAAAUCCAUGAAACAAACAAUACCAAUAAUAAUAACAAUUCAAGUAAUAAUAAUAAUGAUUCCAACCACAAUACUGAUGAAAAUACUCAAACUUUGUUUGAUAAAAUUAGUCAUGUAAGAAUUUUAUAUGAUUCCCUACAUAGAAUCUAUAAAAAAGAUUAUCAAAUUGAAGAAAGCGAACAAUUUUUAAUUCAUUUAUUAAUUGCUUCAAUGGUGAAAGAUUUUGUAAUAGCUUUGAUGUCAUCAAAAAGUUUCAAACCGAUAUUGGAUGAUUGUUUGCAUAUCUUUGACAGAUCAUUUUAUAAUAGUUUCAUUGAACCUGGAUAUAUGCAAAAAGGCCAAGAUUUACACGAAAUGAGUGCUUACGAUGCAUUUUCAAAGUAUUAUAAUAUUGGAAAAUCUAAAGUGAAUAAUUUUGUAUACAAAUGGAUAGAGAUGUUUGGAAAUUCAAAGAUUAGGGCUAGAGUAUUAGUUUUAUCGAUAGGGUUAUAG